AUGAAUACCAGAACAAAAAACAUAAGAGAGCCUAUGAUACCACAUGAAAUUCCCAAUUUACCUUGGUAUAAAGUUGCGACAGAUUUAUUUGAGAUUAACAAAGAUGUAUAUUUAUUAAUUGUAGAUUACUAUUCCAACUUUUUUGAAAUCUCCAAACUACCGGAUACUCGAAGUCAGACAGUGAUCAGUUACAUGAAAUCUCAUUUUGCAAGAUACGGUAUACCAUUGAUAGUGAUAUCUGAUAAUGGACCUCAGUUUGCAAGUAAAGAAUUUGCAGAAUUUGCAAAGAAAUACCAAUUUAAAGAUAUAACAAGCCGUCCAUACCAUCCACAGUCGAACGGAUUAGCAGAGCGUUCAGUACAAACGGCGAAGAAAUUGUUAAGCUCAAGCAGAUCAGGCUGA
This is a messenger RNA of Stegodyphus dumicola, 402 nucleotides long. RefSeq lists its product as uncharacterized. Lineage: Eukaryota; Metazoa; Arthropoda; Arachnida; Araneae; Eresidae. The record is from RefSeq and is a predicted model, not a curated record.